AAUCAAAUUGUCAAUGUCAAAACCUGGAGAGCGGAAUAUAACCUAAAAUUGUGUGUGUGAUACACAAAGAAGUAAAUUUAACGCUAAUAUUCUUCAUAUUCUAAAAAUAAUAUCAGGUAUUUAAAUUUUCAUCACAAUGGCUGAAGAAAUACAAAAGAAAUUGCAAAAAGAGUUAGAGAUUUUCAACGGUGUACAGAAAGAAUAUCAUAAGGCAGUAGCUUUGAAGCAGCAAUUAGAUAGCCAGUUGAAUGAAAAUAAAGCUGUAAAGGAAGAACUAGCUCUCUUAAAAAAAGAUGCUGAAGUGUAUAAACUUAUCGGCCCUGUGCUGGUUAAGCAAGACCUAGAUGAAGCCCGGCAAAACGUCGCCAAACGUAUGGACUACAUCAACAAGGAAAUUAAAAGAACAGAUGAUCAUAUUUCUGCUUUGGAAAACAAACAAGAGGCCUUACAAGAGAAUCUGAACAAACUAAAGAAUGAUCUCGGCAAACUGAAGAUAAAUGCCUGAAAUAUUUGCAAAUCAUUGUCUUAAUGCUUUACCUCUAAAUAAACCAUGCAUAUUGUAAUUUAUACUUGAAUAUAGUAUUAACAUUUUA
Messenger RNA from Pectinophora gossypiella (pink bollworm), 593 nucleotides. It is a transcript of the gene Pfdn6, whose product is annotated as prefoldin subunit 6. NCBI's taxonomy places the organism in Eukaryota, Metazoa, Arthropoda, Insecta, Lepidoptera, Gelechiidae. The coding region runs from base 137 to 505 and encodes 122 amino acids. The record is from RefSeq and is a predicted model, not a curated record. Gene Ontology annotation, cellular component: prefoldin complex; cytoplasm. Gene Ontology annotation, biological process: protein folding; chaperone-mediated protein complex assembly. The transcript has a single exon. Gene Ontology annotation, molecular function: protein-folding chaperone binding.